CACAAUGAGCAAUUCCGAGAUUUCAGACGAGGAGCUGUCGGCGCCAGAAGAGGAGGAGGACUUGGGGCCCAACAUAGGCCUCUAUAUAGGUGGCCGCAACGGGAUGGGCCAGAGGCAUGGCAGAGGCUGGGCUAUUCUACCAAAUGGGGACCAGUACGAUGGAAACUACCGGAAAGGAAGGCGACACGGAAUUGGGCUGUAUGUGUUCAAGGACGGAUCACGAUACUACGGACAGUAUCGAUGCGGAAAGCGCUGUGGUCGAGGCAUCUUUAUCUAUCCGGAUGGAUCCGUGUACGAGGGCAACUGGCGCAAGCAUCUAAAGCAUGGCAAGGGCCGGUACAACUAUGUCAAUGGGGACACCUACUCCGGCGACUGGCACAAAGGCCAGCGUCAUGGUGUGGCAUUUAUACUUUAAGAGCAGCCCCGAUGCCUGCUGAUGUCCGUUAGAUUGAAGUCCACCUGGAAUAACAUACGUAUGGGACCCUUCGAGUUGUAUAUCGGCAAUGAUGACAAGUGCACCGUCCUCCAUGGAAUCUGGGAUACCCUAUAUCCGAGUGGACCUGCCGUCUUUAGCUUCAAUAAUCGGUAUAUGCUGGUGGGCUACUUCCUGCCGGCUAACUAUAACUUUAAGGCAAUCGGCGAUGACGACAAUGAGGAAACAUAUGAGCGAUAUGAUGAGGAUGAGGAUGGCAACGAUUUGGAGACACCCAUGGCGCCAACUCUAUGGUUCGCGCAGGAUAUUGCCAUUUACGACUUUGCGGUGCUGCCCCAAGAGCCGGUGCCGCUGGCUAUUUCCGAUUCCGAGCUAUCCGUCUGCUCCUUGUCCACUAUGCCGAGUGCUGAAAGCGAGGAGAAGAUUAGUUGGUACGGCGAAGGAGAGGAGGCCGAGGGCGAGGAGGGUGGCGAAAUGGAGUGCUUCCCAUGCGAGUGCGAGUACGACCUCAGCGAAGUGGAGACCGGCGAGGUAUGCAAGAUCGAUGCCAAUCCGUGCGCCAUUGAGAUCCUUAAGCAGCCCGAGUGUCCCGAGCCCUAGAGCGGGUUCUCUUCUGGCCAGUUUUCUAUCGUUUCUGUUGCUUUUACUGUUGAAGAGUCAAAUAAAUAAUAAAAAAUACAUUUAGUCCUUUAUAGUAAA
This is a messenger RNA of Drosophila serrata, 1132 nucleotides long. RefSeq names its product Radial spoke head protein 1 (gene Rsph1). The record is from RefSeq and is a predicted model, not a curated record. Gene Ontology annotation, cellular component: cytosol. NCBI's taxonomy places the organism in Eukaryota, Metazoa, Arthropoda, Insecta, Diptera, Drosophilidae.